UGAUAAUCUUAUGUCAAAUCAUAGCGUAUCAUAUUAAAUAACGCUUUAUCUUAGGAAAGUAACAUAGUCAGUACAUGUUGUAAUCUUUACAGUUCAAACUACAAGAUGGGAGACGUUUUAUCUAAAGCACCCCAGCCCAUGGAGGAAACACCAACCCCACCAAAACAGGAACCAUUACUCGCAGAACCAUGGCGCACUCAUAAAAUACUUUCAGAUGGCUGGACUGAGAAGGUGCACAAAGCUCUACUUGAUGACAUUGCUAACAAACUCAAGGAAAAUAUCAAUGUUGUAUUUAUUGGCCCGGUGGCAAGCGGGAAAUCAAGUCUAAUUAAUUCGUAUUUUACAACCGUAUUAAAUCGAAUAACCAGUAAGGCUCCAGCUGGUCGAGGCCUGACUUCACAUACAUUGCAUCUUCACCAAAUAAGAGCAGUGAACCAGCUCAAAAAUAUAACGUUUUAUGACACCAUGGGACUAGAGGAAGCAGCUGGUAAGGGGCUUCAAACGGAACGUGCACAGCAAAUUGCUAAAGGAGAAAUAGAGCCAGGAACAAAGCUUGACAAAGAUAUAGUUGACACAGUUGAAAAAAAGGAACUGUUUCAACAUUGUAUCGUAUACGUACUGGAUGGUGAAAAUAUUAAACUUGGACUAAAAGAAGACCUGAGGAAAAAGAUAGCAGAAAUAAAAGAACGUAUUAAGGACAUGCCAUCAGGUCCAAAUCGAGUUGUUAUUGUAACGCAUACAGAUAAUGUUUGCACGGAAGUUAAAGACGACAUUACCAAAGUUUUCAAUAGCGCAGCGGUUUAUGAAGUGAUUAAAAAGGUGCAUAAUGUAACUGGAGUUACAUUUGGUAAUAUCUUUCCAGUAAAAAACUAUGUUACUGAACAGGAUUCCGUUGAACAAGUGGAUAUACUUUUAUUGCUGGCCUUGCAAAGAAUUGUCGAUUUUUCUAUCGAUGCAAUUGAUAGAUCCAACAACGACAAUUAUUCUACAAAAGGUUCUAAUUCUGUGGAUUGAAUACAUUAAGGGCAUCAAAACUUAUGCAGUAUUUUGUAAUAAUUCAUCCCGAAACAAUAAAUAAAUGAAAUAAA
Molecule: messenger RNA, 1088 nt
Organism: Ruditapes philippinarum (Manila clam)
Lineage: Eukaryota; Metazoa; Mollusca; Bivalvia; Venerida; Veneridae
Exons: 6
Coding region: 106-1014 (302 amino acids)
Molecular function (GO): GTP binding
Source: RefSeq, a predicted model, not a curated record